Molecule: messenger RNA, 2844 nt
Organism: Theileria equi strain WA
Lineage: Eukaryota; Apicomplexa; Aconoidasida; Piroplasmida; Theileriidae
Exons: 1
Coding region: 1-2844 (947 amino acids)
Source: RefSeq, a predicted model, not a curated record
AUGAAUUAUAGAGUUCGAUUGGAUCUCGAUCCAUCCAAAAAUUUUCCAACAAGGAUAGAACGCAGCGAAAAUAAAGAUGGUAAAAUUGAAGGGUAUAACUCUUACAAGUAUACGGUAAAGUAUGAUGGAUCCUUUAAUCUCUCCGCUUUACUAUACAAUGAUGAGCUACUUCCAGGAUUACUAUCUUAUGAUGUCUCCGUAAGGGCUGUUAUAACAUAUUUCAAGGAGAAAGAAAAUAAACCCUUAGUAGUACACUUGGAGAGCAAUACUACACAUACCUACUAUUUUAAUCCGGAUACAAUUUCUGAACCAGGAGAUGUGAUAUUCACAGAAUUCAUAGUUAGUGGAAAGGCACUUGACACUCCAGAACUUGAAAAGGUACUUAAUAACAUAACUCGGCAUAGUGGAUUUAGCAUUACUCAGCUAAAUGCUACUGAUGGUAGCCUUUCCAAGAAACUUCUUGGAGAAAAUGACAUAAUGUUUGAUCUUACUCACCGUCCUAAUGCUAGUUACAUCUCUGAACUUGCUAACGUGAAUGUCAAUGUUUCACGUUAUGGUACGAUAGAUGGUUUAUACCAAGAGGUUAGACAUAGUUCAGAUUACAACCAAUUUAGAGUGCUUGGUAUUAAACUUCCAGGUGGUCAAUACAUGGAAGUUAAGGGAGGUUUUCCAAAUGAUCUAAUCACAGAAUUUAGUGUAUACUACAGGAAUGGUAAUCAUGAUGAUCCCUAUUUAGUUACUCUCAAGAUUUCAUUUGUAGGUAGCAACAUCAUUCCCAGUAGAUACUACUUGACCAAAAGCGAUAAUGAAGGUACUGAACAGUGGGAUAUUAGAAGAGUGAGUCUACAUCUAGACAACAGUGAAAUUCUCCAUAUACUCCGGGAUAUUUCUUUGAAUGGCAAACUUCAACUUCAAGCUCAUGGGGAUGAAAGUAUAAAGAAAAAACUUUAUGAUAUAAGAAACGGAUUGCCUAUUGAUCUGACCCAGACUACAGGGGGAUCUCCAGGACAGACUAAAUACUAUGUUUCAAAAGAUGUAUUAAUCCCUUAUAUGAUAAUGCAAGAUGAGUCGAACAAAUACCGAUUUAUUAGACAUGCAAAUGUGCCAAGUUUUACCUUAAAGAGCGUUAAGACAAAUUCAGGGGAAAUAGACACCAAACAACUUCCUCCCUCAGGUACCUUACUCGGAUCAUUCAAUGUUUACUACAAAAACUUGGAAGACAAAGAUCCCGUCCUCAUAGAACUUGUGUGUAUUUAUAACACAACUAAUACAUUAGCAUAUGCUUAUUACUAUUGCAAAGAAGAGGGUAAAUGGCAAGGCUAUGUUCUCAGUACAACGGUGGAAAACAGUAGAACUGAUAUGCUAAAUGUCAUAAAGCAUGUUAGUAAGAAUGAUAACAAGAUAGUUCCUUCUAAGCUUGGACAAAGUCUAGAGAACAAACUCGUUAAAUAUCCGGAUUCAGUUCCAAAAGUUAUUCUAGAUAUUUCAAAGCCAGAUGGUACUGCGUACACACCAGAGGGUGAUAAUGCUACAGAGUUCAUCAUUCGUAAGAGCCAUGUUGGUUCUAACUUCCACAAGUUUAGACAGAUUGCACAAAAUAGUGUGGGUUUUAGGGUUGAGACUGUUAUACAUGACCAGAGAUCACUUAGUAUAAAAACUUCUUAUUCCAUAACUAGUUUAUCAGCCUACUACUUUGGAAGGAGUCUUUCAUAUGAUGAUCUCAUUCUCGUUCAACUUGGUGAGGAUAAGAAGUACUACCAAUGGAAUGCUGGUGAUAUUUGGAGUACAAUCAAAGAAUCUGGAGAAGUUGAAGAUACCCUUAAAAAAGAGGUAUGUAGGAAGAAAGGCCACAUUUUGGAUAUUUCAAAAACUGACAAUGAAACCUAUCCUUGUCUUGGUUGUGGGAAUACGAUAAAGUUGGAAUCUACUGAAAAUUCUGGAGAUAAGUUUACAAAAUACAAGCAUUAUCUAUCGCCUGGGAAGCUAUCAAUAUCUGGCCUUUUAAAUAAGACUGCUCCCCAGAGUGACCUUCCAUCCGCAAAGGAUCUUUCUGCAGUUUAUGUUUACUGGUACCCAAAUGGUUCAAGCGCCACGCCACUUUUAGUAUUUUAUGAUUGUACUACUGAUACAGAAGAUAAGUGGUUUAAGAAAACUGGGAAUGAUACCUGGCAAGAAGUUACUAGAGAUGAUCCAAAUAAGCCUACUAGUGAAGAAGAGAAGAAAAAGAUUCAGAAACUCCUUUUGGAUUCUAACUCCCCAUUUGUAGUUAUAAACCUCAAGAAUACCGAUGAAUAUGAUGACCCCGGAGGAAGUAGAAAUAAGAUUAAAGUUACCGCCGAGAAUUUUGAGGCAGAUAAGGGAGAGACAAGAGAACAAGGGCAGGAAGGUGUUGAGUAUAAGAAGUACACUCAUAAGGUUAAGGACAAGGCCCAUUUCAAACUUAACUAUCUUAGACACGGUGGAAAUAUACUUAAUGACAUCAAACCCACAGAAGUAUUGGCAGAGCUUUCAGCAUAUUACUGGGUUGGUGAUGCAGCCUUUGAUAAACCUCUGGUUGUCAUGUUAAAGGAAGAGAAAGCGUCUAACACUGAGUACAUGUACUAUGAGAGAAGCAAGAGUACCGAUAGAACUUGGCAAAAAAUUAGUGAGACUCAGAGAGGUGGUAAAGCCCAGGAAAUGAGGCCACAAGAACUCAAAAAACUUCUGGACAGACUAAAGGCAGAGUACUUUCCACCAUCAAAGAUCAAGGAAAUUGUAGGAGGAACAAUCGGCGGCGCAAUAGGAACAGGCGCUUUAGGAUUUGGUGGAUAUAAGCUAUGGCCAGUAUUAACAACACUAUUUUAA